Messenger RNA from Vigna angularis (adzuki bean), 2741 nucleotides. RefSeq names its product pentatricopeptide repeat-containing protein At2g26790, mitochondrial. Bases 19 to 2391 code for a protein of 790 amino acids. Lineage: Eukaryota; Viridiplantae; Streptophyta; Magnoliopsida; Fabales; Fabaceae. The transcript has 2 exons. Gene Ontology annotation, molecular function: protein binding. The record is from RefSeq and is a predicted model, not a curated record.
AAUUUUAAAUACAACCGCAUGUUAUUCUCCAUUCCAUGUCCAUGGGGGCUUCGUGUUUUCAACCUUGUCUUCAAAACCAUUCACAAACCCAACCUAAGACCCUUUUCACAGCCAUUUGCAUCCACUGCACUCGCUCACUCCACCCCACUCUCUUUCUCCGACACCACCCCUUCCACGCCCCUUUCACACCCAACCACCCUCCAAGUCCUUCAAACCCUCCAAUGUCUCCACCACCACCCCUCUCUCGCCCUCUCCUUCCUCAACCACCUCCACCGCACCGGCUUCCCGCACACCCUCUCAACCUACGCCGCCAUCACCAAAAUGUUCGCUUUCUGGAACCUUCCCAGAAAACUAGACUCCCUCUUUCUCCACCUCAUUACCCUCUCAAAACACCACCAUCUUCCCUUUCACCUCCUUCAACUCUUCGAAAUACUCUUCCAGGACUUCGACCACCAUAACCAUUACUUGCUCAGAGCUUUUGGUGGCUUUGUCAAAACCUGUGUCAGCCUCAACAUGUUUGAUGAGGCUAUUGAUUUCUUGUUCCAAACUCGGCGCCGCGGAAUUGUCCCUGAUGUUCUCACUUGCAACUUCCUCUUCAACAGGUUGGUGGAACAGGGCGAGGUCGAUAAAGCACUGGCCAUUUUUGAGCAACUCAAGAGGUUUGGUUUCAGACCCAAUUGUUAUUCCUAUGCAAUUUUCAUCAAGGCGUUGUGUAAAAAGGGUGACUUGAGUCAACCUCUCCGUGUUUUUGAGGAAAUGGAGAGAGUCGGGAUCACCCCACAUUCGUAUUGCUAUGCUGCUUACAUUGAAGGGUGUUGUAAUAACCAUAGGUCUGCUCUUGGGUAUAAGGUGCUGCAGAGAUUUAGAAAGAGUAACCUCCCUUUGGAGGUUUAUGCAUACACUGCGGUUAUUCGCGGGUUUUGUAAUGAGAUGAAGUUGGAUGAGGCUCAGAGUGUGUUUGAUGACAUGGAGAGGCAAGGGUUGGUUCCUGAUGUGUUUGCUUAUUCCGCGUUGAUUCAAGGGUAUUGUAAGGGUAAUAAUCCGAGCAAGGCUUUGGUUUUGCAUGAUAAGAUGAUUUCGAGGAGUGUGAAGACAAAUUGUUUUAUUGUUAGUUACAUUCUGAAUUGUUUGGAAAAGACGGGCAAGACUUUGGAGGUGGUGGUAGAUCAGUUUAAGAAACUAAAGGAGUCCGGGAUGUUUCUUGAUGGAGUUGUCUACAACAUUGUUUUUGAUGCUUUGUUUAAGUUGGGGAAGGUGGAGGAUGCGAUAUCUCUAUCGGAAGACAUGAAGAGAAGGGGUGUGGCUUUAGAUCUUAAGCACUACACAACGUUUAUCAAGGGAUACUGCCUUCAGGGUGAUCUCGUUAGUGGGUUUAGGGUGUUUAAGGAAAUGAUUGAUGAAGGUUUCAAACCUGAUAUUAUAACAUAUAAUGUACUUGUGACUGGGUUGGUUAGAAACGGCCAUGCUUAUGAGGCAUUAAAGUUUUUGCAGAGUGAAGGCGUGAAGCCAAACUCUACUACACAUAAGUUAAUCAUUGAAAAUUUGUGUUCAGUGGGAAAGGUUUUGGAAGCCGAGGCGUAUUUUAACAGUCUACAAGAUAAGAGUUUUGGAAUCUAUUCUGCUAUGUUUAAUGGCUAUUGUGAAACGGACUUUGUAAAGAAAUCCUAUAAAAUUUUCCUUGAGCUGUCAAACCAAGGAGAUAUGCCUAACAAUGCCUCCUGUUUUAAGCUAAUGGCUAAACUCUUUAUGAAAGGUGACACUAAGAAAGCUCUUAUGUUGAUGAGGAGAAUGUUGUCAAAUGCUAAACCUAACAUAAUAAUGUAUUCACAAGUUAUAGCUUUACUGUGCAACACUGGGGAUAUGAAUAAGGCUUGCUCUUUAUUUUAUUUUUUUUUAAAUGAAGGACUCAUCCCUGAUGUUAUAAUUUACACAAUUAUGAUACAGAGUUAUUGUAGGAUGAACUAUUUGGAAGAGGCCCAUGACCUCUUGCAGGAUAUGAAGAGGAGAGGAAUCAAACCUGAUCUCAUUACCUACACAGUUUUACUUGAUGGAAACUUUAAAGCAAAUUUAAAAAGUCCUGUCUCUCAUCAUGGAGAAGGAAAUAAGACAUCAUUGAAAGUUUUUUCCAUCAUGAGAGAUAUAGAUCAAAUGGAAAUAAAUCCGGAUGUUGUUUUUUACACUGUGUUGAUUGCUAGAUUCAUGAACACAAAGGACUUUAAAAAAGCAUUAAGCGUAUUUGGUGAAAUGGUUGACAGGGGACUAGAACCAGAUAAUAUAACAUACGCUGCUCUGGGCUUACAUAGUACAUCUCACAGGGAAAAAGCCAUUAUCCUGCUUAAUGAAAUGGGAAUGACAGCAGCAGUGUGUCAUCUCAGCUCUAAAACGUGGUAGAAGGGUGCAUUUUCAUUAGAAGUUUGUCAGUUAGACGGUUUGCACUUAUUUAUUCUGAUUUCUACAGUUUAUCCAGUCAAAACCUAAAGGUUGAAAAGAGAAGGACUGUGCUGAAAUUAGCUAUUGGUUACCAGGUCAUUGCAGAUAUGUUUGGAUAUGCUUUAUACAAAAUUAAAAUGAUACUAAUUACGAAAGUAUAAGGAGUGUAGUUAAGCAGUGUUUAAGAGAGUUUUUCUUGUUUCUACUUGUUUAGCUUAAUAUAACAUGCAUAUUGUGUUUUAAAUGGAUUAAAUUUGAGUUUGUUGCAAUUUAUAUUUGAAUUGAGGUCUUUCUUCUAUAUCUAAUGAGGU